This is a messenger RNA of Sphaeroforma arctica JP610, 429 nucleotides long. RefSeq lists its product as hypothetical. The record is from RefSeq and is a predicted model, not a curated record. Lineage: Eukaryota; Ichthyosporea; Ichthyophonida. Bases 1 to 429 code for a protein of 142 amino acids. The transcript has 3 exons.
AUGAUGGGACCCAAGACUAGACCGUUGCCAACGGACUUGGACCAGGCGACCUUGGAUGAGGACUUUUCUGAGACUCAGGCCGGACCAACAGUGCAACAACGUUGGGCUCCUCAAUACCCAACGCUGGCAGGGUCGACACCUACUCGCCAGUUACCUGACAAAGGGGCUAACGGAAUGAAGAAAAUUAGCCCAGUGAAACGAAGAAUUGAACGUACGAGGCCUGUACCUCAGGUGGCUCCUUACGGGGAGUUACAGGAUAAUUCUCAGGAUCCGGGGAAUGUCCCUAUUGAUACGAUUACAUACCCCAAGCAACUUUCUGUUCAUCACGACCGCUACUUGGAAGACCCACAGGCAGUGAAACGUCAUAAAGGAUCGGAACCUACGGAGCCUAGCAUUACUGCAUCGACAGCGGCCGAGAUGAAAUUGUGA